AAUGAUAAAAAAACAUUUCCUCAAAAAGCAAUGAUUCAAUUGAAACGUUUAACACAGUUUGUUUUCGUUUCCGUUCCCAUGCUUUAUAUAACAUAUAAUAUUUUAUAUUAUUCUAAAAUUGUUGGAUUUAAUUAGAGAAAACAUAUCAAAGUUCACAUGGGGAAAGGGCACGCUGGAAUACCGUUAUACCACUGUGGAAUAUUAUCAUGGUUUGGAUAGUAAAUUUCUACUCAUGGAUCUUUCUUACUGCCGCAGUUCAGUCAGCUCAACUAAAAAAACAAUUUAAAUAUGUUCGGAUUGGAGGUACAGUGAUUCUAAAAUGCCCAUUUAAUGGUUUAGUACCUGUUGUAACUUGGCGAUAUAAUCACCAAGUUUAUUCCAUGGCUACAGAAAUCAACACAAACAUACCACAUCAUAAAAGGCUAGCCGUUGUUGGGAACCAUUCAACAGGGGAGUUUUUUCUGCAGAUAAGGAACAUUACAGAUGGAGAUUUGGGAACAUACAUUUGCGUAUCAACAAGUGAUAAUAAAGUGGUUGAUUCCUCAAUGCAGCUUAUGUUAAUGGUUCCACCAUCAUAUCUGUCAAUUGUGGGACACACGUCAAAUAUAUUACAUACGGAGGAAGACAGGGAAGUUAAUCUUACUUGCCAAGUGGUUACAGGGAUACCUUCAGAGUAUCUCUUCUGGAAAUCAGGAAACAGAACCUUUGUAAACGGUUCAGGGGAGAUACAGUUUAUUUUUCAAGCGAAAAGAAAUGACCAUUUGAAAGUGUACGAAUGCAUUGCUGUACACGAAGCUUUAAGGAAGCCUUUGAGAAAGACACUACAACUCAUAUUAGCAGAGAAACCGCGUGUUAAAAUUGCUGUAUAUCCUGGAACAGAAGUCGAGGCUGGUGUUAAUGUGACCUUAUCGUGUAUCAUGGGUAAUUUGUUUGAUCUACGAAGUUUAACGUGGUGGAAAGACGACAUUAUAUUACCAUUCAGGUCGACGGAACUAUGUAUAACUGACGCACGAAAUAGGGAUGCUGGUAUAUAUAAAUGUUCAGUGGUCAAUAAAUGGGGAGAAGGAUACAGUCAUGUUACAUUAAUUGUAAUAGAAAAUACAAGUCAUUCCAAUGGUAACGGUGUCACUUUCACUUCCUUUAGUUUACAAUGGACGAAUACAUCUGAAAGAUAUGAUAAUGACGACAGACAACAAAUACCAUUCUUACAGAUUAUAGCUUCAGGUUCAUCGUUUGUGAUUCUCUGUUUAUUGUUGGCAAGUACUGUUGUUAUAUACAGACGAUGUCACGGAGCAGCACAUCUUGCACCUGCCAAUCCAAAUUCUGAAAAUCGACCACCAAACCGGUCCUAUGAUGCAGAGUAUGAAACAAUUGGCGAACUUCAAGAUGAAAUCGUUCCUAAUCAAAAUGUACCAAGGGGAAUGGCUGUGACUACAAUAGAAAUUACAACUGUUGAAACUGUCACUGAUAACAAAUCAUCUAGUUCAAGUGCUGGAGACUCUUCCUCACGGUCACUUCGCUCGUUAUCUGACUAUCUUAACCCGUAUUGUUCCAUAAAUGCUGAUUUAACUGACAAGAAAAAUGAAUAUGAAUUUUGUUUGUACAAAGCAUCCUAUGACACUUCUUCCAAAAGAGAAGUAAAAAAAUGUUCAAAUACGAUAUAAUAUAAAAUAUUCACACCAGGAUCAGUCUAUAAAUCUUGACAUUAAUUCAUAGUAUUAUAGCUUCAUAUGUGAACAUUUAGGUUUGGCAAAUUUGAAAAACCAAAUUCUGUUGAAAUUAAUGGCAUCGUGGCAACAACACCACUACUCCGUCCAGUGCCCUGGAUCCCUCGACCAAAUACCAUAUAGAUUUCGAUAGUCGAGCGAUGCCCAUCUUUGUCGGCUUUAUCCAAGGUUUUAACAGAGAACAUGAUGUAUGGCGUUUAUAUUUUUUUUUUAAUCAUUUAUUGUAGUUCUGAUGACCAAUGAUUAACUUAUACCGAAUUUAUAAAUCUUUUCCUUAUUUUAGAUUACUAGCACUGGAUCAAUACCAUCCCGAUGGUAUCAGCUCAGAAAUCAGUGAUUCGUUUUUGACAUGAUUUAUAAAAUAUUCUUCUAAAAAUCCCCCGUUGAUAUAUUAAAAAAAUACUAAGAAACUAUGGUUCCAACUCCUUCUUGUAAAGCUGACAGCUGAUUUUUAUAUUCUUUUAACAAAAGUGGUCCAUAUUUGUUAUAUAGCUCUUAACAUUUCUCCAUUUCCUUCCUACUGUAGGUAAGUUCAGAAAAUCGCUUAGGCCGCACGAAAUUAAUAAAAUGUUAUUCUUCUUUUAUAGUAGUUAAAUGUUCUUAAACCUCAAUUAGUAUCCAUUUUGUGUUUUCGUCAUAAAUCCUUAAUUGACAUCUUAUAUGAGUACAAACCAACUUUUGCGUUUUUUGAUUGUUGCCAUUAUCUUGAUAAUUAUUGGAUUGAGGGCGAAAUUAUCAGCAACAUAGGAUUCCAUAACUGAAAUUGUCGAUUGACUUCUAACAGGGAAUAAUAACUUUAAAUGACUUUUUACCUAAAGAUUUAUUUUAUUUUUGGCUAUUGCAUUUUGUAGUUUACAAGACAAUAUGUACAAGAAAAUACAGUGACGGAUGUCGUAAAUUGACUCCUUGUAAGCAUCUUUGUUCUCAAAUGACUUCACAUUUUUUUAAAUGAAACAACAUAUCAUUUAUCAAACCAGUUAACCAUAAUACUUUGUGUUAGAAAAAUGACUGCCACUGUUGCUUAAGUUUGACUGUACAUUUUGCAGCGUGAGCAAUUCGGGCUCCUAGCAGCCUCUAUCUUAAGUUUCUUCUUCAAAUUUUCAUUUUUGUUAUAUCAUUGUUUUUUUAUUGUUUUAUUGUUUGGGAAAUGGUACCUAUAUAAAUAAUCUAUACAAUGCCCUUCGUUUCCCUAUUUUUCUCCUAGGAUUAAGUGUUUUCAAAAGAGUUAUUCUAUCGUAUGAAAGAAAAUACUGUCGUUUGAAUAUUUUUCAAUCAUUUUUGAUUCUAUACUUUUAACUGUACACAUAUUUAUUAGCAGAAUUGGUUUUGUUUCCUGUAGGAAUUUUGAAAAUGGAAUGUCUUCUUUUAGUACACGGAAACGAAAAUAAAAUAUUUUUUUCAACACCAGCUUAGUUCUUUAAAUGGAGGUUGGAUCAUAUGUACGUGUUGUUAUAAAUCAAAGUAAGUGAAAACGAAUCUAAUGGAACGAAGAUUUAUUAUCAAAAUAGAAUGAAUUAUUACACUUUUUGUCAUGUUAACAUGAAUGUUUAUUGUUUGCUGUAUUCUGAUGACUACCUUAACCAAUAAUUUGAAUAUCUAGAGAACAGUAUAUUUCCUUCAAGGAAGAACAGAUGGUCACGUCAAAUAACAAGUUCUUAACGAUAAUCGCGUGACUGCAGCUAUAUAACUAAAAUCAAACAGUUAUGUGCAGGUCAGCAUAUGGUCUUUAACAGCAGAAGUGUCUCGAUACAAUUUGUCAAGAGCUGAAACAGACAUGUAGUGAAAAAAUUAAGAGACUUUUAAUGAUCUUUCCAUUUUUCGUGAAGUUUUGAAUGCAUUUACUAGCACUUGGUCAAUACCAACGCUGGUGGACUAUUAGAAAAGAAGUCAGUGUUUUUGGUACUGAUAUGAUUUAUAAAAACCGUUUUAAAAUAUUACCCGUUGAAAUAAUAUCCUUUUACACAAGUCAAAACAUUUCCUUUGCUGCUUGCGAAAAGAAGCAAUCUCAAUUUUCAAUUUUUGUUAUCGUGUACUAAAAGAAAAAAAGAAGAACAUUUAAAGGUGUGCUUUUCAAUUUUCAAUCUGACCUCAUGUGUGUCGGACAAGCAGCAUAACCUCGACCGCUAUAGGUAUAAAUGUAUAUUCUUAUUAUUAUGGUCUUUCUGCUUCUUGUUACAGGUAACCAAUAGGAAAAAAUAAGCAAACAUUAACAAUUGGUUGUCGUUAUGAUUUCAAAAUCUCAGUAAAAGUUUGAAUAGUCAUUUUGUAGUUUUAAUGCAGAUAACUAUUUAUCAACAUCAUUUUGCUAUCCAUUAUUGAACUUCUGAAUAUGAAGUUGAAAUGCCUAGUGGCAUUGUAUCCUAAAUCCACGAACAUUGAAGCCUUCAGCAAAUAUAAUAAAACGAAAUUCAAAUAUUUAUCAAUAACGGGAAAACGUAUAGCCUGGAAUUUUAUAGAUUCGAAAUAUUGAACUGGCGGAUUAAGAACUGCUUAUAUAUUCGGAACUUCUGAGUUAACAUCCCGUUUUUAGGACUUUCACUUGCUCAAUUUUUGUUUUUUCAUUUGUAUUUAGUAGAUUCUUGCUUUUCUGUUAUUUGGUGGUUUAGUUCAUACUUCGUCUGUGUUUUUUUUUUGUAUUGUUCCUUGGUAUACACCUACAUUUUUUAAGAAGAAAAAAAAGCAGAAAGUGAUUACUUUAAAAUUCAUUUAACUGUAAAAGCAGAACUAUAAGAUGUGACAUCGCAUCAUCUAGUUACUAUUUCAUGUAUUUAAUUUGAUGUUUAUUUUUUUUCUUGCUUUAACUUUAUGUGUCUUUUUCUCUUAAUUUAUUUAAUACGGUUCAGUAAUUAUCAUAUAUAUAAUACUUUCUUUGCUCAGAAUUGGAACGUCAAAAAUGAACCAAAAAUCUAAUGUACGAUAAAUAACUAAAAAUUUAACAUAUAACACUGUACGCAUGUUUGUAUACCCAGUCAUACCGAGAGAAAUCCGCAGGAAGAGAGACACAGUUUGCAUAUUUUAUAUAAUGACUUUGGUGUAGAAUAAAUUUUGCAAGUUCAUGUAAACAAAAUGUAAAAAGAUGUUUUUAGCUUGUCUUAA
Molecule: messenger RNA, 4823 nt
Organism: Mytilus californianus (California mussel)
Lineage: Eukaryota; Metazoa; Mollusca; Bivalvia; Mytilida; Mytilidae
Product: hemicentin-1-like
Exons: 6
Coding region: 207-1664 (485 amino acids)
Source: RefSeq, a predicted model, not a curated record